Messenger RNA from Amborella trichopoda, 1734 nucleotides. Its product is annotated as Methyltransferase MT-A70 family protein. Lineage: Eukaryota; Viridiplantae; Streptophyta; Magnoliopsida; Amborellales; Amborellaceae. Gene Ontology annotation, biological process: methylation. Gene Ontology annotation, cellular component: nucleus. The record is from RefSeq and is a predicted model, not a curated record. Gene Ontology annotation, molecular function: methyltransferase activity; nucleic acid binding.
AUAGAAUGGCUGAAAAAUUUUAGUUCCCGUGAGAGUGUGUUAUACGCUCUAUUUCACUUGCACAAGCCGUAAAAUUUUGACAUUUUUUAGCAGCAGCUGUUUAGUACUCUCUCUAAAAUGGUGGGUUGAGCUUUCUGCAACUAUGCCUGUGGCAUUUUCCUUUCAUUUAUCUGUAACAAAAGUGCCAAAUGAAGAUGGAGGAAGGAGCCAAGAAAGAAGAAACCGGGGAGCUCAAAGAGUUUUUUUCAAAUGGACUUUAUCAUCUUCCCAAAUCGCGUGCACUUGUCAUGGAUCCAGUUCGAGUCCUCAACGCCUUCUACACCAAUUUUAGGGUUUCCCCUUCCAUGUACUACUGCCGUUCCUUCGAAUCGAUCAGCCAUGGAGAAAAACCAGUCUCUGAAAGUCGAAGGAAAAGGAAGAGAAAGAGGAGGCCCUAUGCUCUCAAUGAAAGGGAACUCGCUGCUGAAAUGAGACACCAGGAGGCAAGACCUUUCUUGUUGGAUGCCCAUAAAGCUCUUUUAGAAGAAAUUGAUUUUAUGAGCAUACUUCCCAGUCUCAAAAGAAAUGGAUGUCCUACUAAUGGAAUUGAAAGCUUGUCAAAUGCUGAACAAGUUACGGAACCAUCUUUUGUUGAGCUUGGGCACCUUUGGCAAGCUCCUUAUUACGAGAUAUCUCUUCGUUUCCGUGACCAAAGUACGCCAUCUGAAGAUUUCACAGGUGCGGAGCCCAUUCAGUAUUGCAAGGAAGUUUCUAUGUCGCUAUUUAACAAUUUAGUCUCAAAUUGGACAGAUGAUGAUAUGAAGGCACAAUUUCUUGACAACUUAUAUAUACUGCCUAGAAAAUGCAGGUUCCACAUGUCUGACUUGAGACAAAUCCAUCAUCUGAUUCCAGCUUCUUCAGAUGAUGGGUUCAACCUAAUAGUCAUUGAUCCGCCAUGGGAAAAUCGAAAUGUGCACACCAAAUCAGUGCAAGUACUCAAUUCUCUGUUUGGAUGGUUUGUUAUACAAAUGGUAAAGAAGCUUGCUCAUUCGGAAGGAGCACUUGUUGCUUUGUGGGUGACGAAUAGGGAGAAACUACGAGUGUUCGUUGAAAAAGAGCUCCUCCCUGCUUGGGGGGUAAAUCAAGAAACCAUUUUUUACUGGCUAAAGAUAAAAGAAGAUGGAAGCUUGCUAAGUGAUCUAGAUCUCAUUCAUCAUAGGCCCUAUGAAUGCCUUGUUCUGGGUUAUACACAAGGAAAGGGUGGUAAUUUCUGUGACCAGCAGAAGUAUACACCUUUGAAAGGUGAUCAAGUUGUCAUUAGCAUCCCUGGUGAUCACUCGAGAAAGCCCCCCAUUGGAAACCUGCUAACAAAUCACGUACCAGGACCGCUGCCUGCAAGGUGUCUUGAGCUUUUUGCUAGAGAGUUGAUGGCUGGAUGGACUUCUUGGGGCAAUGAGCCGCUUCGAUUCCAACACUCGAGAUUCUUUUUGAGUAAAAAAUGCUGAGGAAUUAUAAUGUGCGUGUGUGGGUGAGAGAGAGAGUGAGAGAGAGAGAGAGAGAGGGAAUCAUUUGUAGAUGUGGGGCUUUAGAUUAGCAUCGUAGUUGCCUAUGCUAAAUGCAAGAACAUAAUGUGCAUUGCAGAGGGGCUUUGUGAUUAAACCUUACUGAGGUAGUUCUCUAUCUCUCUAUCAUCCUUUAAUUCCAAUUAGCAUCUAAGUGGCCUAUGUUUAAUGCAAGAGCAUAAUUAGCAUCGCA